Molecule: messenger RNA, 1902 nt
Organism: Pocillopora damicornis (cauliflower coral)
Lineage: Eukaryota; Metazoa; Cnidaria; Anthozoa; Scleractinia; Pocilloporidae
Product: substance-K receptor
Biological process (GO): G protein-coupled receptor signaling pathway
Cellular component (GO): plasma membrane
Molecular function (GO): G protein-coupled receptor activity
Source: RefSeq, a predicted model, not a curated record
GUCAAUUUUUAUGAUAAUUUCUCAGUUAUUUCGUACCGAGCGAGAAGAAUUUCUUUCAUAAGUAUUUACUGCCAAAAAUUACAACUUAAAACUAAUGGAGGAAUCAACCUUGAACUGCAUAAAUUCGACGACUUUUUCACCAACUCCUCGGGAAGAGGAGUGCUUUUCCAGAGAUCCGAUGCCAUUGAAAAUCAUCCGAAUUUGUGCGUAUUGCAUUGUGAUCUUCGUCUCUUUAGUUGGUAAUCUCUUGAUAAUUGCGGUGACGAGGAGAACAAAAAUGACAAGUAGAAAAUCUAUCCAUUAUCUGAUUGUGAACAUGGCCAUGGCAGACAUAUUUCUAACAGUGUACAUGCCUCGGAUGAUAGCUCUGGCUUAUGUGGGUUACGAAUGGCAGAUUGACAACCUGCCAGGCGAGAUAUUCUGCAAAAUUUCAACACUGCUCAAUCACGCUUGCAUGACUGCAUCGAUUCUCACUGUUGUGGCAAUCAGUUUUGAUCGGUUUUUAGCUGUUAUUUUCCCAUUACGAUCGUCACUCCUCACAAUUCCAAGAACCAAGGUGAUCAUAAUUUUCAUAUGGCUCACGGCUAUUGCAUUUCGAGUACCCAUGGCAUAUUCAGCAAGCCUACACAACUUGAACGGAAAACCAAAUUGUUACAUUGUUCUAGAUGAGACAUUCGGUGAUGGAACCAAAAAAGUCUACUACUUUCUAAAUCUCUUCAGCCUUUUUGUGAUACCAUUCUUUAUCAUUUUGAUUUUAUACACUGCCAUUUUGGUAACUCUAAAGAAACGUAAACCACCACAAGUUGACACUACUCUGAAUAUAAACCCAUGGCAACAGCGUAAAGAGGAAACUACAAGAAGAGUCCUACAACUGGCAACAGCUGUUGUGAUGGCAUUUAUAAUUUGCUGGUUUUUGUACUUCAUUCGUCUUAUCUUGUUCUCCUACAACGUCGAUGUUUCAUGCCAUAUUUUAUUUUUGCACCUUUUUCUCGCCCACUCUAACAGCGCCAUCAAUCCAUGUCUUUACGUGGUAUUCAGUGAGAGCUAUCGACACGGAGUUAAAAAUAUCAUCUCGCAGUAUUUUCCAAAAGUUUGUUGGACAGAAAAUUAUGUUUUACCAUCGUCCGCAGCAGUUGCAAACUCUAGAGCUACAUAUCAAGAAAAAGCCGACGGAAAAUUUCCCCAUCAACGAAAUUGUAAAGGAGAGAGUACCAUGAUCGCAGAUAGGGCAAUGGAGAAUUCCAUUUCUGAUGAAGACGCAGUGUAAAAAAACGCGAUCGACGCCUGGCGCGGGAAAACGCGAGUAACCAGGUCAUGAUCGGUUUUCAUCUUUCAUCAAAACUUUGGCUCAACAUAUAAACGAGAUAAUCUCCGACAAGAAGGGAAGUUUGUCUAUUGUGCAUUAUUCCUCUGUCUUUCAUUAAAAUUACCUGACAGUUCCUUGUUACUAGUUCAUUCCCCUUAUUGGAAAGAAGAACUGUUAGAAUGAAAUGUCUUGCCUAACAAUGCCGACUCUCACCCGUGGCUGAUUGUGAGCUGUGAUUAGCUCGAAAGGAAACCUACGCUUUCAAAUCAACUAAUCAGAUGUAAGGUUCACGCGAAUGCUGACUUGGUCAUGUGCCCCAUUGGCCUUAUGUAUAUCUUUGUUGUCUGCAUGAAUGGCUACCAAUAGCAGUUAAUUUUAUGAAUUGUUACAAAUAGCAGUUCAUUUUACGAUCCUCAAUCAGUCAUAACUGCUUAAUUGCAAUGCGUAGUAUAUGCAUCUCAAUAGUGACCAUAGGAAUUUGUUGUUGCAUAAAACUAGUCACUAAGCAGAGCGGGAAAUGUUUUUCUGAUCAGGUAGAUAGGAAAAGGAUACAAACGUAAUUUCCCCAGAUAUCAUUAAGCAAUAGUUGCAUAAAA